CCAAUAAGCAAUACAUUCUUGAAAAAAUAACCCUUCAUCACAAAAAAACUUGCCCAAAAUUUUAUUUGAAACGUGGCAACCCUGCUCGCUGCACAGCCACAUUCAGCUGAAAAUACUGAAAAUCGAGCAUUAGUCCCAUUAGUCAAGCGAGAACCGUCGUGCACGUAUAUUAUAUAGUUUGUUGGUGUUUAGUAGAAUAACACAGUGAUUGGUUUUCCGGUAGAUACAGUGAUUGUUUGUUGUAUUGUAUGGCAGUGGUGCAACCAAAUAACAGCGUAUACAGUAUUAACAUAUGUGAGUGUAUAUAGUUACUCAAAUUUGCGAAAUGUUUUUGGUGUCUUCUUUUUAAAAUCAACCGGUAGUUUUUGGUUUAGUUUGUAUUCUGUGCCGCUUCAUGAGUGAGAGAUUUGGAGUUUAUUUUUAGAAAAGCGGGUAGUGUUUUUAAUCUGGAAAGCCAUUCAAUCGUUCUGUUAUGUAGGUCGAAUUUAUGCUUAUAUUCAAUGUGAUACGUCACACUAUAACCAAGUUUACAAAAAUACAGUCGUCAAUUAUAGUCAGUAAUCAGUAUAUUUCCAGAGAUACUCAUAUUGGAUGGUAUUUGGUUAUUUUAGGCUGUUUUUCACAAACCGGAAGUCGCCAUCUUGGAUUUCAAAAUGAUAUAUAGAUAAAACAUUUUCCAGAUCCUUACUACUCAGUGAUGGAAUCGCUAGGACCAGCAAAAAACAUGCCACCUCCUCUUCCACCCAAACCGCACAAAUCACCUAUGUUAAAUGGAUCCAGCACAGGACAUAUAUACCAAAACAACAACGAUGAAUUGUUACAAAAUGGAGCUAAAAGUAUUUCUACAAAUCGGUUCGAUGUCAGUAAUCCACUGCUCCUUCCUGAGGAUGAACAAGUAGUGAUGACUCCGCAAGGAAAAACGAAUAGUUCUACCGUCUUGCUUAUUGAGCGUAAACUAGUGCAGCAAAUUGGUGAACGAACUCAUGUAGCAGGUGGUGAUCAUCGAGGUAUCAUCAUUAACAAAGAUACUAGUACGGAUCGUCAACAAGAGCGUAGUCCACCACAGCUUAGUUUAGAAUUUCGCGUGUUUUUAGUCAGUGCAAAUACAGGUCAACAUUCACAAGAAUCGCGAAAAAUACGUUUCUGGUUUCGUGACUGGCUUCAAGAUGGUGAUAUACAAGCGCAUGUGGCUCAGGAUUUCUUCCGAGCGCUGGUCAGUCCUAAAGAAUUCCCUCGAGAUUAUGUUGGAUUUAUCAAAAAAAUUAUGAAGCAACUUCAGAAGGGAUAUAAUGAGAUACAAGCGGUUGAAGUGGAACUUCGGAUACUCGAACAAACAUCCGCACCUCCUUCACGUCCGCCUCGUCCUGGUCACGUUAUAUUCUGUUAUGGGAAUUGCAAUCAAAGACUGCACUCCGAUAACAAGAACUGUGUGAAAAAACUGAACUUUACUGGUGAAGGCAAAUGUGAUAUUGGUGACGGUAGCAUACAUCCUUCCCCUAUUCAACAGCCCGCAGAAACCCCUUGUGUAUCAUUUGAGGAUUCACAAUUCGAGGUGGUUCCUCUCACUCCAGAAAAGGUUCUAGAAAUGAUUGAACAGGCGUAUCCAAAUCCUAUCACAUCAGAGGAUUUGGCAAAGGACAAUGGUUGGGAAGAGGAAGAGGUGCUACAGAUUAUGCUUCUUUUGAAAGAACGUGGCCUUAUUAAAUCUAUGGAAUUCAACUCGUUUACCCGUAUACAUCAUGACGACACAGAGAUCAAGAUUGUGAAACAAAUGCCUACAAUUGCAUCAAAUAAGCAACCAACUAUCGCCAUAAUUACCGCGCAAUAUUGCGAGAAACUUGCUGUAGAUGCGAUGUUAGAAAACAAGGAAACAUUUGUUCGUUAUACUACCGUGGGGACAUCUCCAGAAAAAUCAAUUAAUGGCCUGCAGAGAAAUAGGAAGAGAAGAAAACGUUUUGGAGAAUCCAACGUUUACACCUUGGGUAACAUCGGAGCACAUCGCAUUGUCAGCACUAAACUGCCCUCAGUAGGCAGCUCUAGAGAGGCUAUGACAGCGGCUGGUAAUACAACUACACGUCUAUUAGGGACGUUUCAGAAAGUUGAUUACGUGUUGAUCGUGGGAUUGGCGGGUGGUAUCCCCCAUUACACUGACUAUAAGAAACAUGUGCGCUUGGGUGAUGUAGCUAUUUCCUUUCUCUCGGAAAAUAACAGGAGCUUAUUAGAAACAACCGAGCCGAAAAUAACAUCGGAGCCUUACUGUUAUGUGUAUAGCAAUCAAGGGGAGAUCAAAACGUAUUAUCCAGUCGAUGAUGGUUUGCAAAAAAUUGGGAAGUCACUUCAGAUGAAUGAAGACGGUAAAAAACCAUGGGAAAUUUACAUCAAAGAAGGUCUCAUAAAUCUCAGCAAUAAAAGUGAGAAUGAUUUUAAUCGACCUGCUGCAAACACGGACAAGCUGUACAUGAACAUUGGUAACAAGGAUGUAAUCGAAGUAGCACAUCCAGUGUCACAAGAUGAUGUUGACGGAAUUCCCCAAACUCGGCUACAUAUUGGUCCGAUUGGAUCUGGAGCUGAUAUUAUCAAAUCGGAUAACCUUAGAACUCUGUACUCGCAACAGUACGGUCUUGUGGCAACAGACGUAGAAAUGAAUUCUGUUCUCGAUAGCAUUGUAGGAAAUUGCAGAGAAAGCUUUAUUUUGAUAAAAGGUAUUUCCGACUAUAAAGAUGGUACCACGUCAAAAAAAUGGCAAAACUAUGCAUCGCUUGCUGCUGCUGCAGUUAUGAAAACGAUAAUCUGUGCAUUGGAUGCACCUACCAAUGUUUGAAACGUUUGAUUGAUAACAAUCAUAAAUCACCAUUGCAAGUUGUGGCAUAAAAGAACCAAAUACCUAAUUUAGUUUGUUGUUAGUGCUUAUAACUGUUUCAUACGUUUUACCGUAGUAUAACUAUUAUCACAAACAUUCUAGUGCACAAGAAGAAGACUAUGUAAAGUAGAAUUUUGUAUAUUUGGUUUAUAAUAUAUUAAUUUAUUCUAAAA
Molecule: messenger RNA, 3033 nt
Organism: Wyeomyia smithii (pitcher-plant mosquito)
Lineage: Eukaryota; Metazoa; Arthropoda; Insecta; Diptera; Culicidae
Exons: 10
Coding region: 698-2821 (707 amino acids)
Biological process (GO): nucleoside metabolic process
Molecular function (GO): catalytic activity
Source: RefSeq, a predicted model, not a curated record